AUGUGCCUUUUAUGCAACAAAGUUUUGGGCAAUGACGCUAUGAAACCAUCUAAACUGCAAGAUCAUCUGAGAAGAUGCCACCCUGAUAAAACAGAGAAAGAUUUGAAAUACUUUCAAACACUCAAAGAUAAAUUUCAGACGAGACCUACACUGGACAGAAUGUUCGCUUCGACGUCACAAAGAAUUGAUGAUGGUUUGCGGGCGUCUUACAAUAUCUCGUUACUUAUAGCAAAAUCCGGAAAACCGCAUACUAUCGGAGAGAAGUUAAUUUUGCCAGCCGUUGAAGAGGUUUUAAAAACUGUUUUACACAAACCUGCAUCUGAUAUCAUUAAAAGAAUUCCCUUAAGCAACAAUACUGUUGAAAGACGUAUUGAUGAAAUGAGUUCUGAUAUUGAAAGCUUCUUAUGUAAUUAUUUGCAAACGACCCAUUUCUCUAUACAACUGUACGAGUCAACUUUCCCUGAUAAUGCAGCAUAA
This is a messenger RNA of Acanthoscelides obtectus, 477 nucleotides long. The record is from the annotation of a GenBank genome assembly. NCBI's taxonomy places the organism in Eukaryota, Metazoa, Arthropoda, Insecta, Coleoptera, Chrysomelidae.